Messenger RNA from Durio zibethinus, 3465 nucleotides. RefSeq lists its product as uncharacterized. The record is from RefSeq and is a predicted model, not a curated record. Lineage: Eukaryota; Viridiplantae; Streptophyta; Magnoliopsida; Malvales; Malvaceae.
ACAUUGUUUAAAGGACACCGUUGGUUUUGUAACGGAAAUAAAAAGGACAAAAGCGGUUGGCACUUGACAGCUGUAAUCUUUGUUCAGAGAUCAGACAAACAUCGUCAAACAGAAGUUGAAAGUCUGAAAGACGGUGAAUUUCAAGUUUUUUCCACUUCCCCAUAAUAGUCAGCCACUUUUCCAUUACCGUAACUAUAAAAAGUCAAAACCUUGGAAAUCGGCGGCUCUUUCACUCUUGUCCGACGCCAGCAAAUUUCUCCAAGCUUUUUGUCUCCCGUCUUUCUUAACGUUAGGAUUCUGGAACCUGACUUCUCUUGUUUCCUUGGCGCCUAGGUUCCCAUGUCACCUCCACAACUGAUCAACUCAGUCCCCUCUAAAAAUCCAGUAUUUUUACUCACUUAUCCUGGAAAUUACUCUACUUCUUUUGAUCCUAAGAAUUCUCUCAAUUUUUUCCUUAUAAGGUCUUGAGUUUUGGACAUCAUUAUUUUCUUUCCUUUCCUUCAUUUUCUAUUCAUGAAGUGGAACUAGAAUUGAAUUCCGUUUUGUAAUUGUAUUUCUCACGGUGGGUUGUUUCUCCAGGGCUAAUUCUUGGUGCCAAAUUACUACAGGGCUUACUCUCCUUUUUUUAUCUUGGGUUAUUACUCGAAUUUCAUUUACUAGUAGAUUUGCAUUUCUCUGGGAAUCUUGAGCUCUUGAAAUUGUAAUGGUUUCCCGUACAAUUCCUACAUGGACCUUAGUUGGUCUUAUUGGAGCCUUUCUUGACCUUGCUCUUGCUUGUUUCCUUCUAUGUGGAUCAACCUUGGGGUUUUUUGCUUGGAAAUUUUAUCAUAUUUUGGGACUUUACUUGCCGUGUCCUUGUUCUGGGUUUUUUGGGUACCAAAAUAGCUACCUCUGCUGGCAUGAGCUGCUCAUUCACUGGCCUAUCAGAAAGAUCUAUUCUGUUCGAAAGCUGGCUUUGAAGAGGUUCCCUUUUAACUUAGUUUGGUUCAACGAUCAACAAUGGAAUUCGAAUGCCACGUCCAUUACAGGUGGAAAAUUUGGCAAUGAGGUCAUUGGUUUGCAGGGUGAAGCAUGUCCUAGUUCACCUUCAGGUUUAAGAUUGCAAACUAUGGUGGAUAAAGAGAGUGGAUAUGAUGCCAAGGGAAAGAAAAUUAUAAAUCAGAAGCAAAAGUCUGGAGUUCGGCGACGUAGGAAAGCUACUUCUGGUUAUGGAAAAUCCUCUCCAGUAUUAUUGUCUGGUAAUUUCCCAUCCGCAGCUGCAGAUUUUUCAUGUUCAUCUUAUAUUAAUGGCGGUGAAAGAAGAAGUCAAAGUAGUGAAAAUUUGGGUCCAGUUAGCGAAAUAGAAGAUAGUUUUCCUGAUGAUAAAAAUACUCAAACCGGCACAGAUAUGGGUGAGGCAACCUGGCAUGGUUUUGAAUUGAGCAAUGGAGAGGAAAAAGGUUCAGCUUUUAUAAAAAAAGUCACUUGUAACACAAGAGAAAACUUAGGGAUUACUGGAGAUGAAGCAAAUCGAAUCAGAAUGUUGGAACAGGCUCUUGAGGAAGAAAAAGCUACACAUGCUGCUCUAUACCUGGAGUUGGAAAAAGAAAGGGCUGCUGCUGCUUCGGCUGCUGAUGAAACCUUGACAAUGAUUUUGCGUCUACAAGAGGAUAAGGCAUUAAUAGAAAUGGAAGCAAGGCAAUAUCAAAGGAUGAUAGAAGAAAAAAUUGCUUAUGAUGAAGAAGAGAUGAACAUUCUAAAAGAGAUCCUUGUUAGGAGGGAGAAGGAGAAUCACCUUUUGGAGAAAGAAGUUGAAGCUUACAGGCAGAUGAAUACUCUAGGAGAUGAGCGGAAGGAAUGUGACUUUAGUUAUACUUUGUGUAAAAGGGGACAAAAGCCUUCAGUUUCACUUGUUUUAAGUGAAGAUCCACUGCUAAUGGUGAAACAGAUCGAGAAUAGUGGAUCCACUAGAAAGAAGGCAGUGGGAAAAGGUUCUGGCUGGCCUUUAAAAUAUGAGACUCCAUCCGCUGGGAAACUAAGUCAUACUCCAGCGGUUAAUUUAUCAGGGAAAGGAGAGGGACAGGAUGAUGAUGCCAUAGCAUGCCUAGCAUUAGCAACCAAAACAGCCCUAAAUUUCGGUGACGUUGAGAAAACUCCUUUAAAUAGAGAAGAUAUUGAGAGAAAUGCAGAAUUUGGUGAGCCACUACGCAGCAAUCUGCAUCAUUCCAAGUUUGAUAUGGAACCAGCUAUUUAUGAUGUCCAUGUUGUUGAUGAUAAAAUAGACAUUAUGAAGGAGGAGAAUGGAAAAGAAAGUAAACUGCCAACUAUUUCUGCUUCAGAUAACAAAACCUUGCAAUAUGACUCAUGGAGGAGUUAUUCUGCAGUCUUAAAUGAAAGGUUGGAGAUUGAUGCUGAAAUUGAACGCCUUAGAGAAAGGCUGCAAAUAGUGCAAGGAGAAAAAGAGAAGCUGAGUUUCUCUGCGGAUACGAGGGAAAGGUUAGAUACCCACUUGAAACUCAUUGAGGACCUGGUGAGCCAGCUUCGAGAAUUUCAGCAGCUGAAGGAGCCUGUUCGACAGACUUCUUUGCCUCCUUUUUCUUCAUCUUCUAAGGUCAGUUCCAGUAGGAGACGCUGCCGAAGUGCAUCAGAUGAAAUCGAUAAUAGUUCCUAAGCCAUGUGCAGUAAUCAAAUUUUAGAAAAUUAUUUCCUUGUGCUACAGGAUUGUCUCCAGUCCCUUUUUAUAUAGUUUGUUAGAAAUUUGUUGAUAAAAUCUGCAAAGUUCACACAAGUUAGUUGAUGUAGUCGAUGUCUGUUGCCUGUUGAAAAAUUGUAUGUAAACCUUUUAAUGUUUUAUUUUCAAUCAAAUUGGAGUAGCUUCAAAGUUGUCUUGGGCGUCGAAUCCAAUGUCAGUCCCCAACAAAUAAGUGAUUAAAGUAGGCUUUGAUUAAUUAUUUGUUGUCAUCAUUAUUCCCUUCGAGUGCAAAGGGUUAGGCCGAGAGGCCGCCUGUGGAUGUAGAUAUUGUUUGGAAAGAAAAUUUACAAACAGAAAUGAGAAGAAAAGUUGACGUUCUGUGGUCACCAUCUUCUUGAUGUUAUCUUUUAUUAUGAUUAGAAUGUAAUUGGAAGCUGGAACAAGGCUCCUGAUAUCCCCCGUUGACUUUAGUUUUGUGCCGAUGCCCUUGCCGAUAUACUCUAGAUAUCAACCAAAGUUUUCAGUUUUUUGCUCCAUGAAAAGAAAAUUUGAGCCUAUUUUCCGGGAAUGUCAGGAUAAAAAGUGAAUUAUUUUGCCAUAGAUGAAUACUUCACUUCAAUGAUUCUAAGAUAGUAACCAUUGCGGUGUUUUGUGCCACUAAUUGCGAACCUAACCACUUUGGUGAAGAAGAAAAAAUUUAAAGGGCUUGAGACUUUUGAGUAUGACUUAACGAACAUGCAUUGUUUCUUUGUUCUGUAGAUGAUAAUACCAUUAUAGUUCAAUGAAGCAAUGAG